UUCCGAUCCCACUCUCCUAUAAAGACAACAGCGACUGGAUACUGAGCUCGUGGGUACGCACUAUAUAUCAGUCCUUGGUCACAUCAAUUGUCUUCUUGAUCGCUCGAUCGAUUGUUCCUCAAUCCUCAUGGCCACUGCUCUCGUCUGCCCCAAACUUCAAGUGGAACAACAAUGCCGUUCUGCCGGCGGCGACGGCGACGGCGGUGGCCGCGUCGGCCAGACAGUCGCGAUGCUCGUCGCCACGGCGUUCACGGCGCAGGCGGCGUACCGUGCGCGGCGGGAGCCGUCGGACCUGGCCUUCGUGCUCUUCGCCUACGCCGCGCUGGGGCUCCUCUUCCUGUGCCUCAGCAUGUACGAGCGGCUGCCGCCGUUGGUGGAUCAGCAGGACGGCGGCGACGGCGGUACGACGACGGGGGAGCAGCUGCGGCGGCGGCGGUGGCUCAAGACGGCCGUGUGGUGCCUGUCGACGGCGCUGAGCGUCGCCUUCGCCUGGCACGUCGCGGCGGUCAUGCCGGCGCCGGCGCUGAAGGCCGCGGUGUGGGGAAUGACUUCCGCGGUGGUGGUCACCGGCUUCUACCUUCUGUUCGUGUACAGGCCGGCGGCCAUUUCGUCCUACUCCGAGGUGGACACAUGCGAGCAUGACAAGGCGUCGUCCAAGCUCAAUCAGAUGGUAUGACCACGAAGCAUUAAUUUGGAGAAGAGGAGACCAUCGUUUUCCUCGCUCGCGAUUGGAAGCACAAUCUCUGAAUACGAAAUUUAACAGAUAUAAUCAUGUAAUUAAUUAAAGUGAAAAUUUGUGGAUUGUGUUGAGUGCAGAUUGACAAAUUAACUUUGCAAGACGAUGGCCACUCUAUUAUAAUGUUUUUUUUAUAAAAGGCUUUUUGAGCCCAGCUUUUAUAUAGCAAACUGCGAAAAAAAAAAACAGAGUUCACCAGGGGAUCCCGGGCAUUACAGAGAUUGUCUGACGGCAAAAUAGAACACAGAAAAACACCCCUCCACACUUCCUAGAGUUUCAGACUAGCAAGAUAGAAAGCAACAGCUGAGAGCAGGAGCCCAAACACAGACAGAGCAGGAGCCCAAA
Messenger RNA from Oryza brachyantha (malo sina), 1081 nucleotides. RefSeq lists its product as uncharacterized. Lineage: Eukaryota; Viridiplantae; Streptophyta; Magnoliopsida; Poales; Poaceae. The coding region runs from base 128 to 676 and encodes 182 amino acids. The record is from RefSeq and is a predicted model, not a curated record. The transcript has a single exon.